Messenger RNA from Sorex araneus (European shrew), 444 nucleotides. Its product is annotated as endothelial differentiation-related factor 1. The record is from RefSeq and is a predicted model, not a curated record. Gene Ontology annotation, molecular function: DNA binding. Lineage: Eukaryota; Metazoa; Chordata; Mammalia; Eulipotyphla; Soricidae. Gene Ontology annotation, cellular component: nucleus.
AUGGCCGAGAGCGACUGGGACACGGUGACGGUGCUGCGCAAGAAGGGGCCCACGGCCGCGCAGGCCCAGUCCGAGCAGGGCAUCUUAGCAGCUCAGAGACAGGGAGAAGAUGUGGAGACAUCCAAGAAACGGGCUGCUGGCCAGAAUAAGCAGCACUCCACCACCAAGAACACUAAGCUGGACGGAGAGACGGAGGAGCUGCACCACGACCGGGUGACCCUGGAGGUGGGCAAGGUGACCCAGCAGGGCCGGCAGAGCAAGGGGCUAACCCAGCAGGACCUGGCCACGAAAAUCAAUGAGAAGCCGCAGGUCAUCACUGACUAUGAGAGUGUGCAGGCCAUUCCCAAUGACCAGGUUCUGGGCAAGAUCGAGAGAGCCAUCGUGCUCAAGCUCCAGGGGAAGGACAUCAGGAAGCCCAAGGAGAAGGGGCCAAAGGCGAAAUGA